AUUAUUACGAAUGUUGGAAGACAUGACAUGGAUGGGUUCAAGAUCCUUGAGAUUGUUCGUCAAGGAAUCGACAUUCCUGUUGUUAUGGUGUCAGCAAACGAGCAAUUGGAGAUGGUGAAGAGGGGUGUUAUGGAGGGAGCUGAGGCCUAUUUACUGAAACCAGUUAGCUUCCAAGAAUUGAGGAAUAUUUGGCAACACGUCUUGCGGAAAAGAUGUCGGAAAAGACCAAACCCUGAUGUUAUGGAACAAGAACAAGAACAAGAACAACACAAACCCAUUAUCUCUCAUGAAAGGGUCACAGUAAUCGACAAGGAAGAUGAUGCGAUUGAUAAGAACAUGAAUAUAGAUUCCAAUCACUUUGAUUCAUGUUCAUCUUCUAAGAAGAAGCCUCGAGUUUCUUGGACAAAGGAAUUGCAUGAAAGAUUUGUUGUAGCUUAUGAGCAAUUGGGAGAAAAGGAGAGAGUCCCAAAUAACAUAUUGAAGCUCAUGAACGAUCCACGUUUAUCACGAGAAAACGUGGCCAGUCAUCUUCAGAAACACAGAGAUAUGCUGAGGAAGAAGGCAACCGGAGCAGGAAAAUUGGUUGGCAAGAAGAACUGCUACGAUAGAAAUUCAAUUAAGGCGUCAAAAAUCCAGAAUUCGAUGAGCCAAAGAAACAAUGUUUCAACAAUUGACCAAUUUCAGUUCUCCAAUCUGGGAAGAUCAUCAAUGGAAGAACUUGAAGGAAGUAAAAAUUACUAUCCGGUGCCUGAAUUCAAAUGGUUCAAUAAUUUUGCAUCCAAUAAUUUGAUGUCAAAACCAUGUGACCAAUACUUAGGAUUCGGUCCAAGUAACAACAUGAAUUCAAAUUACCCUCAAAGUUUUGGAAAUUGCCCGAUGGAUAAUAUGGGAGAAAUUCCAGAAGCAUCAGGGCAUCUUGGCUGGGGAUUUCCCAACAAUAACACUACUUCGGGACAAUGUUCUCAAAUGCAAUUGGUUAAGGGAAAUUCCCACGUCAGCUUAUUAAUGGAUGACGAACUCGGUGAUAUUUUCAAACAGUUUCAAAGUGAAGAAGCUUUCUAG
Messenger RNA from Cucurbita pepo subsp. pepo (vegetable marrow), 1062 nucleotides. Its product is annotated as two-component response regulator ORR22-like. Gene Ontology annotation, molecular function: DNA binding. The record is from RefSeq and is a predicted model, not a curated record. Gene Ontology annotation, biological process: cytokinin-activated signaling pathway; phosphorelay signal transduction system. NCBI's taxonomy places the organism in Eukaryota, Viridiplantae, Streptophyta, Magnoliopsida, Cucurbitales, Cucurbitaceae.